Messenger RNA from Rotaria sp. Silwood1, 363 nucleotides. Lineage: Eukaryota; Metazoa; Rotifera; Eurotatoria; Philodinida; Philodinidae. The record is from the annotation of a GenBank genome assembly.
AUGCCUACAAAAUUUGAGCAUCUAUCUGUCGAAUUACUUUACGAAAUAUUUAUUUAUUUCCAAUAUGAUGAAAUAUUCAAUAUAUUUUGUAAUCUUAAUUCACGAUUUGCUACUAUCAUUGAUAAUCUAUCAACAAUACCCAUUUAUUUGGGUUUCGAUAGAAUGACUAUUGGAUUGACACAAUUCUAUUAUAAAUAUUUAUCAAAAUCAAACAUCUCUAAUCGUCUUAUAUCAUUAUUUGUCUCAGAUACAUUAUCAAUGGAUAAUGGUUUAUGGUUAUCAUCAAACUUAUCUAGAUUUAUCAAUCUUCGUAAUUUAUGUUUAAUUGACAUAAAACGUUGUUCAUUUGAAUUAAUUCUCUGA